AUGACUUUACCGCCACCACGUCUUUACAACACUCACGUCACCACCACCACGUUCCCACCGCUACCUCCACGUCUCCACCACCUCCAAGACCACCAUGUAACCCUCGCCAUAACGUCUCCGCCAGAACGUCUAUUCCACGUCAUAAAAGCCAGCACGAUUCCACCGCCACGUCUCUAUAACCAUCUCCAAACAACCACAACCAGAUCUUCACCACAACCACAUGACCACCACGACAUCACAAAGUCCCCACCGCCAGCACUUCUCCUUCGCUACAAUCACCACGUGACCACUUCCACCACGUCUCGACCACCAACACCAGAAUGUCUUCACCGGUACCACGACUUCACCACUGCCUCCAAGACUGCUCCACUGCCAUCAAACCACAACCACCAACUCGACGUCUCCACAAGAACCAAAACUGCCACGUCCCUUCCGCCACCAAAUCUCCGCCAUCACAACCACUUUCCCACAGCCACAACAUCUCCGCCAAAACCACCACCACCACCACCACAACUCUCCCGUCAAACACGUCUGCAAACCAACCAUAUCACGAACGACACGAUCAUUUCUCAACCUCCACCAGGUCUACAGCAGCACUACCACGCUGCAACUGCCAAAACACAUCCAUCAACAUUUCACACAUUGCUGUCUCCACCUCUCCACGAAAUAGGACGAUAUCAUUCACCGAAAACCUCGAGUCCGCGCAGACACCGGUCGGGCCAGAGACACCGACCCGGUCAGAAACCAGUCCAUCCAGACACCGACACGGACAAACACCAGUCCGCCCAGAGACGCCCGAGGACACCCCGGUCCUGGCAGACACAGGACCGGUCGGACACCAGUGUGGCCAGACCCCGGCGAGCCCACAGACAGGCACGGGAACACAAAGACCCGGGCAGACACCGACCAGGACAGACAACGGCCGGGCCAUAG
Molecule: messenger RNA, 933 nt
Organism: Zootermopsis nevadensis
Lineage: Eukaryota; Metazoa; Arthropoda; Insecta; Blattodea; Termopsidae
Source: RefSeq, a predicted model, not a curated record